Messenger RNA from Salpingoeca rosetta, 1067 nucleotides. RefSeq lists its product as uncharacterized. NCBI's taxonomy places the organism in Eukaryota, Choanoflagellata, Craspedida, Salpingoecidae. The coding region runs from base 119 to 820 and encodes 233 amino acids. The transcript has 9 exons. The record is from RefSeq and is a predicted model, not a curated record.
CGGCGUGGCUGCGGACAAUGACCUUUUUCCUGCCACGGCAUUCCAUGCAACUCGCCAUCCAUCCUCAUCGUUGAUUCAGCCGCAAGUGCAGUGGACACAACCAUGCUGUCCGUUCCAGAUGUGGUAUGGUGGUGGGUGUGUUGGCUGGCAACGGCUUGCUGUGUCGCAUGCCCUGGCUCGUCCAUCACCUCCUCCUCGUCAAUCCACGGUGCUGACACAGGAACAGCGACGCGUUCCACCCGCACAAACAGCAAACACCUCGUCACCUUCAGGUGGGCACCAAAUCUGCUCGCUCUUGAUGCCAUGCGCAACCACCUCUCCAAGCUGCACAACAGCAGGGACAUUGUGUUGGUGUGCGCGUGCCGGUGGUUUGGCAAAGAGCGCAUGGGCCGUGAGGGGAAGGUUGGAUAUGACCCCUCGUGUAAGCAGGCAGAGGAAGAGUUCAACAAGCACACGUACACGGAUCUGGCGCUGGAGACCAAGUUUGGGCUCAUCAUCGUGGCUGCGGGUGCCAUCCCCGUCAUUGUCGUCGAUCACUACGUGCUGCCCUACCAGGGCCUGCUGGACUGGGAAACGUUCAGCACCCGCAUUCCCCGAACACAGGCUCCUCGAGCUUCUGAGGAUCCUGCGGUCAAUCCCUGAUAAGGUGGUGGAGAUGAUGCAGAGACGCGUUGUGUUUAUGUUUGAGGAGUUCUUCAAGUCCCUCUCCACCCAAGUGCACACAGCACUGGAGUCUGCCAGGAUCAACCUGUUCUGCGGCGACAACGCGUGGCAGGGGGAAGAUGCAAGUGGAAGGGCUGGCGUACGACACGCCCAAUGAGACGCCACACGAUGUGAUGCAGGAGUCUGUAUGGUGCAACACCCCCCGCCCACCGACGAAAGGCGGCCAAGGACAAUGCACCCAUGUGAUGUGUUUGCGUGUGACGAUGAUGAUGAGGUGGAGGAGGAGGAGAGGACGAAGAUGUCUAACAGCGUAACCAAGAUCAGCUUUGUCACGAGUUCAAUAGUUCAGCCUACCUUUGUGUGUGGUUACCUCUGCGUCUGUGCAUGGAAGUAAACGCGUUGAG